Cadophora gregata is the source of this 2379-nucleotide messenger RNA. RefSeq lists its product as uncharacterized. Gene Ontology annotation, biological process: Golgi to plasma membrane transport. Gene Ontology annotation, cellular component: exomer complex. The transcript has 7 exons. Gene Ontology annotation, molecular function: protein binding. Bases 165 to 2204 code for a protein of 679 amino acids. Lineage: Eukaryota; Fungi; Ascomycota; Leotiomycetes; Helotiales; Ploettnerulaceae. The record is from RefSeq and is a predicted model, not a curated record.
CCCAGAUCAAGAUCCUGACAGCCAAACCCUCCCUGCAGCAACCUCAACAACCCAACCUUUUCCUCCUUCCAUCGGGUCUUGGAGAUACAUAUCGUAUCAAGCAGUGGAAGACUACAGGCAAACACGCGACCAACUCCACGCGGUUGGAGAAACAGUCAGCCAAGAUGGUUGCGCCAGCUGUCCCAGAGCUGACGGAGGAGAUCCUGCACGAAUCUAUUGAUGCGCGAACAGAAGUACUCGCUGCGCUGAGAGAGUUAGGUCCACCGGAUUUGGUUCAAUUGAUCAAGCAAGCCCCUCGGAAUCCAGGAAGACAGAUUGGAGUCUAUCAUCAUGUCACAGGUGUAGAUGCGUCGUCUUCUGCGAGUCUGGCAGCCUACAUCAAUACCCUCACAUACAAAGAGAAUCAUCAGUCGAGUACAAAGAUAGUUGAGGGAAUCUAUUGCUGCUACAAUGCGUUCUCAAGACUCGAUAUGCGCGUACAUGUAACCAUUCCAGGAAGUGUGGACAGCUACUGCAUAGAUGAGCGAGGGGAGAAGAGAGUAGCUUCGGACGAAUUAUGGCUCGAGACAUACCUCUGCAGCGUUCUGAGAGCAUACUCCUACGCAGACGAUGGAAGUGGAGAGACAAUAAGAAAGAUCAUGGGCGUACGGAGAUUCAAUCCAGUUACCAAUACCGAGACGGAACAUAGGUUUCUACAGGCGGCCGAGCAAUUGUUCUUCAGGGGCUGGCAACUUGGAUCGGAUUCUGUCGUCCAAGUACCAAAUAAUGUCUCCAACCAUCUCACGUCUGGCCUCCUCAAAUACUUCCACACCACCGGACGAUUUACAUCUGGAAUCAAUCUCUUCGAGAAGCUGCGAACACGAAAUGUCGAGGUAUCUUCCCUGCUGGCAAAGGUGUUGCUCAUGGGAAAUGAAGAGGUACAAGCAGUAAGAGUCUUGCAUGAUUCAGUCAAACAGUCCCCGAUGGAUUACGUGAUGCUCGAUACACAAGCCGAAUUCCUGAUGCAGAAAGCUCUCAAUCCCAAUGCGCCAGACCUCAAACAAGACAGAUUACGGAUGGCACUUGGUUGCGCGGAUAGAAGUACCGUUGCUGCGCCAAGUGAGUUCGGAACUUGGGCAAGACUGGCAGAGGUAUAUGUUGCGAUGGAAGAUUGGGAGAAUGCCUUGACUACUCUCAACUCCUGUCCGAUGUUCACAUACCAGGACAAGGAUGCGCCAAUCAUGCCUGAGCCGAAGGAAAUCCAUCUUCCAACCCUUCCUGAAACUCGGUUAGAUGAGAUUGACAGCGAGCCAGAAUCCAAGUAUCAAGAGCAAGUCCACCCAAGUUUGUUGAGCUUACGUGCUGCUCAAUACAAGGGAACCUUCAAACAUGCUUAUAGCAUUCUGACCGAGAUGACUGCGAAGAUUGGUUGGGAUCAGUUGUUGAAGAUCCGGAGUAAUGUAUUCGUGAUGGAAGAGGAAUAUCGCAGUGAAAAGCAGCCAGCACAAGGUCCUCCAGUCAAUGGCGAUGAUCAUACCGAUGAUGGAAAGAGUGUGAAUGGAGAGUCGUCUGCCCCAACCUUGGUUGCUGAGAAUGGUGUAAUUGGUGCAUCAGCAGAUAAGGAAGUUGAGAAGCCCUCGCAUACUAUCACUCCCGAGGAGGUGAAAGGUGGAAAUGAAGAUUCCGAGGCAACAGAGGAGCAACUUUCCCGCUUCAACAACAAGCGUCUCUGCGAACGUUGGUUGGACAGUCUCUUCAUGGUCCUCUACGAAGACCUCAGAAUCUACACCAUCUGGCGCACCGAAAUGGCUCAAUACCGAGCUCAACAAAUGCAAUACAAGAAAUCCGCCGAAGAGUGGGAAAUCCUCGGCUCGCUAGCCGACCGUCUCCAUCACCAAACCGAAGCGGUAGAAGCUUACCGAGCCUGUCUCUCGAUCCGCUUCUCGCCCAAAGCUCUCACUGGUAUCCUUGGCGACUUCGAGAAGGAGAAGAACACGAGGGAGACUGUUGCGGCUGUUAUCAGGUUGGUUACUUGGCAGUACAGAUGGUAUUCUGAGUUCAGUCCUGAGUUGCUGUACACUAUCCGUACGUUGAUUGAGGAUGAGGGUGCCGUCAAGGUCAGGAGUAUCAUUCAGGCCACUAGUCUACCGCAGAAUGUCCUGGAUCUAACGCAUCACUACGCCGCGCUAUGUGCAGCUUUCAGAAGUAGUGGAACAGAGGGUUAGUUGCAUUGGGGAGAAAGGAUACACCUGGCCAGCGAGUAUUGAGGCGAUACCACGAGCGGUUAUUGGGGAUUUGCGAGGUGACUUUGGGAGAGUGUGUACAUCUGAGGUAAUGACGAGAUUUUAUGUACCAAUACAGAAGUAGCUUUGCCCAAAGAUUCCCUGAGUUCUGUACACC